UGGGGCCGCGUCGGCGAGGGAGAAAACCUCAAUGUCUUCAGCGACGAGUUUGACAGGACUGGAAUAAUUAAGAAGGACACUUUUGAAAACGUCAUGAGCGAGGCGGAGGAUAUUGGUGUGAAGGCCAUUGCCAAGCUCAAAGCUGACGGCAGGCAGCCGGCCGAUGACCGGGUCAACAAGAUGAUCGCUGCGCUGAAGACGCACGGCGAUGCUCGGCGCUACGAUCAGGCGCAGAAGAUCAUCAAGGCGUUUGAAGGGGACAUGGAGAAGAAGGGGUUCACCGUCGCGUACACUGAUCCCAUAGAGAGGCCGCCGGUGCCGGGGUACCGGAAGAUUGACGCGGACCAGACCAUCAGCAAUAACCAGGGCAGAGCGGGUUUUAACGACAAGGUGGAGAAGGAGGUGAGGGAAUAUGUCUCCAAGUACAAUAGCGCGGGACUAUCGAAGAGCCAUGUUGAGGCUAUUACGAAGACGCAGGAGAUCCAUAAGCAUCUUGCCGAGGCCUGUAAAGCAUGA
Molecule: messenger RNA, 516 nt
Organism: Aspergillus novofumigatus IBT 16806
Lineage: Eukaryota; Fungi; Ascomycota; Eurotiomycetes; Eurotiales; Aspergillaceae
Exons: 2
Source: RefSeq, a predicted model, not a curated record